AUGACAAAUAAAUUAACAGAAUAUAUAUCAAAUGAACAAUCAUUAAAAGAUUUACCAUUUAAAUCAUUUCCAAUUCAAUUUGCUGAACAAGCAGGUUUAUAUAAAUCAUAUAUUCAUAUGAAUAAUGGUGGAUAUGAUUAUGAAUCUAUUUUAUUAAGAAGAUAUGCUAAAAUACCUGAUUUGAAUAUGUUUGUUACUAAUUUUGUUAUUUUAACACAAAUUGAAUCUAAUUAUUUAAUUACUAAUUCUAAAUAUAGUAAUAAAAUUACAAAUAUAUUAAAUUUAGAUAGAUUAAAUUUAGCAAUUAAAGCUAUUUUAACAUAUCAUGAUAAUAAUUUUAAUGAAAGUGUUCCAGUUUAUAACUUUUGGCCUCAAAAAUUAUUACCAAAUUCAAAAUAUUAUCAAGCUUAUCCAAUUAAUUUAAUUGAACCUUUAAAUGAAUUUGGUUCAAUGGAAAAGUAUAUUGAAGAAUUAUUAAAAUUUCUAAAAUUGGAAAAUUUAUUAGAAAAAGUUGAAGAUUUAAUUGAAAGUUUUCAAUUUCUAGCUCAAGCUUUUCAUAUUCCAGCUGAUUAUGAUGAUACUUCAUGUAAUUUAGCAUUAGGUUCAAUGUUAUUUAAAUAUUUAAAUAAUAAUCAAGAAUUAAUUAAUUUAUGGAAAUCUAAAAAUGUUGAUUAUGAUUCUUUAUUUAAAAUUUAUGAAAGAUUUGCCUAUCAUUUAAUUGUUAAUAAUAAUCAUAAUAAUAAUCAUAAUAAUAAUCAACUAGAACAUCAAGAAGAACAUCAAGAAGAACAUCAAAAAGUGAACAAUGAACAACAUCAAAAUAUUAUUGAUCCAAGAUCUUAUUUUAUUUUUCAUAAAUUUUUUGAAAAUAAUUUAAAUAUUAAAUUACCAAUGACAUGGUUAAUGGAUAUUAAACAAGAUAGAGAUAGAUUUCCAGCAGUAGCACAACCAUUUAAUGUUAAUAAUGUUGAUUUGAGUGUUUUAACUAAUUUUAUAUUUGGAGUAUCUGCACAUACUUUAAAUGGAAAUGAGUUAUUAUUAGAUUCACAUCCAAUUAUAGAACAAAUGUUAUUAAAUGCAAGUAAAAUAAUUGAAUAUUCAAUUAUGAAUGAAAUUGAAUCUAAAAGACCUGAUUUAUCACUUGUUUAUUAUCCAAGUGUUUAUGAUUUUUAUUGGUUUAUUUCUAGAACUAGUUUCCUUUUAAAGAAUUCUAAUACUAAAUCAAGAAUAUUAUUAGAAAUUUCUAAAAUAUUUGAUAAUAUUUUAAUUAAAUAUAUUACAAAUAAUUUAUUAAAUUUAUCUAAAAAGAAUGAAAAGAAUGAAAUUUAUUGGGAUGAUUUUUUAGGAGAUUUUAAAGAAAAAGAAUUAGGAGAAGAUAGAUUAUUUUCAACAUCAUUAGCAUUAUCAACAUUAUUAGAUACAUGGACAAAUUUAGAAAAUAAUAGAAGAGUAUGGAAUCCAUCCAUUCCAUUACAUGUUAAAAAUUUAAUUGAAAAUGGAAUUUUAUAUUUACAAGAAAAUUUAUUUUCAUUUUGGUCAAUUUAUGAAAAUGCAUUCUUUUCAGGAUCAGUGAAAGGAUCAAAUGAUUAUCCAUUUUAUUAUCCAAUGAAUUAUUGUGAAUUUUUAAAUGGUACUAUUUUAAAACCAAUUGAUCCUAAUAUGAUUACUGAUGAUUUAAUUGUUGGUAUGGAGGGUUUAAUUUCACCUCAACAAUAUGAUUUAUAUUUAAAACAAUUAUGGUUUAAUGAAUCUGUACCUACCAAAUUUAAUGGUUUUGAAAAGGAAACAUUUCCAUUUUGGAGUUCACCUGCUUUGACUUAUUCUAUUACUCAAUUGGUUUUUUCAAAAUAUUUAAGUUUAAAUUAA
Messenger RNA from Naegleria gruberi, 1866 nucleotides. RefSeq lists its product as uncharacterized. The record is from RefSeq and is a predicted model, not a curated record. Bases 1 to 1866 code for a protein of 621 amino acids. The transcript has a single exon. NCBI's taxonomy places the organism in Eukaryota, Heterolobosea, Eutetramitea, Acrasida, Naegleriidae.